Messenger RNA from Salarias fasciatus (jewelled blenny), 6325 nucleotides. Its product is annotated as FH2 domain-containing protein 1-like. Lineage: Eukaryota; Metazoa; Chordata; Actinopteri; Blenniiformes; Blenniidae. The record is from RefSeq and is a predicted model, not a curated record. The coding region runs from base 273 to 3932 and encodes 1219 amino acids. The transcript has 14 exons.
CAGCGCGCGCCGUUCGCUCAGUCAACGCGCGCUGCCGGCGGACGCACGCGGACUUUUAACAGCGUCGCUCUGCGCGAGAAUCGGACGUUUUCGGACGGGAUUUCGGCACGGUGCAGGACGCGGUCCCCCCGCUGAGAUCUCUUCGUCCUCCUUCGUCGCGGACUGCAAUGAGCCGCCUUCAUCACGGUGACGCCGCCGCUCGCCAUGGUCACCCGUCAACGUGCUGACCGGCCACGCCUCCUCUGCCCUCUUCCGUCCAAUCGGCUGCCGGGAUGCACGUGAUGGGCAGCGUGUCGCCGGACGGUGAGAGCGAGUCACCCGGCCGACCUCCAGCGAGGUCACCAGAUGUCCAGACUCCUCCUCCUGCACCUCCUGCUCCACCGCCUCCUCCUCCUCCUCCACCUCCUCCUCCUCUCAUGCCGCCCCUCCUUCCAGGCCUGGGAGACCCCGCAGUGGGGCUGAAGAAGAGGAGGGUGAGGAGUUUCUUCUGGAAGACCAUACCUGAGGAGCAGGUGAGGGGGCGGGCCAAUGUGUGGACUCAGGGCGGCGAGCAGCAGCAGUACCAGAUCGACGUCCAGACCGUAGAGGAGCUGUUCGGCCACAGCGAGCGGCAGCCCGAUGCCGCGGCGCCGCUGAGCAGAGGCGGGAGGACCAGGGGCUCCUUCAGGGAGGCCAAGGAGGAGGUCUCCAUACUGGACUCCAAGCGAGGGAUGAACGUGGGCAUUUUCCUCAAACAGUUCAAGAGGCCCAAUCAGACCAUCAUAGAGGACCUUCGCCGUGGCAACAGCGAGGCCUUUGGGGCGGAGCCUCUGAGGGAGCUGCUGAAGCUGCUGCCGGAGACCGAGGAGGUGGCGAAGCUGAGAGCGUACCGCGGAGACGUGUCCAAGCUGCCGCUCGCCGAUUCCUUCAUGCACAUGCUCGUCCAGCUGCCCAGCUACCCGGUCCGCAUCGAGUCCAUGCUGCUGAAGGAGGACUUCCCCUCGGCCGUGGAGGUCAUGAAGCGCGACAUUCAGAUCCUUCGCUCCGCCGCCAGAGAGCUGAUGUGUUGCGAGGAGCUCCAUGCCGUUCUCCACCUGGUGCUGCAGGCCGGAAACAUCCUCAAUGCGGGAGGCUAUGCCGGCAAUGCGGUGGGCUUCAAGCUGUCGUCGCUCCUCUCUCUGGCCGACACCAAGGCCAACAAGCCGGGCAUGAACCUGCUGCACUUCGUCGCUCUGGAAGCUCAGAAAAAAGACCAGAAGCUUCUGGAGUUUCCUCUCAAGCUGCAUCACAUCCAGGCAGCAGCCAGGAUCUCUGUGGAAACGCUGGAUGCAGAGCUGCAGUGGCUCACAUCCCGCACGCGCUCAGUGGAGGAGAGUGUCCAGACGGACUCCGAACUUCUGCAGCAGCUGGAGCACUUUCUGCAGUGUGCCACGGCAUCGCUGAGCGCGCUGCGCGGCAGCCGGCAGCACCUGAAGAUGGAGGGCAGCGAGCUGGUUGACUUCUUCUGUGAGGACCGAAACACGUUCAGACUGGACGACUGCUUCACCAUCUUCCACACCUUCUGCUCCCGCUUCACCCAGGCCGUCAAGGAGAACAUGGAGAGAGAGGCCAAGGAGGCAGCUCGCCGCCGGCGAAUUCAGGAGCUGGAGGAGCAAAAGAGGCACUCCUGGGCAGGAGGCGAGGUGGUGGGCGGAGCCUUUGGGUUUCGCUGCAGCAGCGAGACAGACAUGUCAACGGCUGUGUCACGACAGGAAGAGGCCGGGCUGCUGGUGGAGCUCCUUGCCGCUAAGCCUCGUCCACGCUCGCCCAUCAACCCCUCCCAAAGUCCCCUGGGGCGCUCAGGAAGCCUCCGACGCUCUCGAAACUCUCCGUCCAGCUCACCUUGUGCCGCCGCUGAGCGAGAACUGAGCACGUUUCUGGAGACGGCAGCCGCCGACCGUAAAGUCCUGGGCGCGGGUCUCCCGUCACCUGAACUUGGACUCAUGGCUUCAGGAGUUUCUAACUUGGGGCUUUUGGCCUCGAAAAACACGAACCAUGCAACCGCCACAUACCUCAGCAAAGACAGUGAGUUUCCAGUGAACAGUCUUGCAAAGAAAAUUCCAGGCAAUUCUACCUCCGACUCAAACCAGCAAUAUGACCACAACAACAAUGGUAAUGAGGGCGGUGGCACGGAUUUUAGCCACGUUGCAACAACUUUAAUCUCUUCUUCUGCCUUGAAUAAUAAAACAGCAGGUGGACUGAUUGCCUGCAGCAAUGAGGAGUUCGUGCACAAUGCUGCCAUGCCAGCAAACAUAUCCGUGGUUGUAGAGAAAUGCACUCUGGUGCCUGAGCUGAAGGCGUUUGAAAACGACUUUCAACCACUGAGCCUCAACAGAGUUCAUUGCAGCAAUCUUCACCAAGACAACAUGACAAUCACCGGCUUAGACAGACAGAAAUUAGACCAAUCGCAGGUCUCAAUGGAGGUCAACAUUUCAUCACAGAACACAAUUGUGCAGCUCACUGAAAGCUCUUCAUCAUCACAGAAGGAGGACGAUGAAGGACAAAAUGAAAAGGCAGUGGUGUGGUGUGUCACAGGUGUGUGCGAGACUAAUGUGCACAACAUACCUUCCCAAAGGGAGGAGGAUCAGUGUAGCAGUGACGACAAGGAGUCACAACGAUCUUCCUCUGCUCCAGCCCAUCGCAUACCUUCAGAAACUCAACCAGCCAAUGACAAGCCAGUGCCUGUCCCCAUCAGCAGCCAACCGGUGCCUGUCUCCCGUUGUGAUGACUCCACACUUCCUGUAUCCCCACCAGAGUGGCACCCUGCAGAUCGCGCUUUGGUCAGUGUGGUGUCGGCUCUCACCACAGACGCCUUGGAGGACGACAAACCACCAGGAGAAGAAGCAACAACAUCCACGAAUGAGGUGGAGGAGAGGACUGAUUCAGCAGAGGUGCCUGAAGAAUCAACUCAUGAGAGCAAAAACAAGAUCACGUUCAGUCAAUCAACCAGUGCAUCUUUGAAUAAUGGAAAGUCAAGAUUUGCAACUUCAUCUAAACCGAUCUCCAAGAACCUCCCAACAUCUAAAACUGGACCUUCAGCAGUAAAACCUGCAGCUUCAAGCACCCUGACAACAGGCAGACCCAAGGCCAUCCGCACUCUCACCACUUCUGAGAAUCAGGGCAUGAGGAGGGUAGUGCCCAUCUCCAAGACCAGCCGAGGAGCUCCUUCCACGGUCAAACGCCCAGAAAAGCCUUCCGGUAGCGCUCGGACAUCCUCCAAUGUCACAGUGCCCACCACUCCCUCCACCCUUCACAAUGCCUCCUCCCGACAAGGGGACAGACCUGCGACUGCGCCGUCAUCCCGACGAUCCAGCGUCCAAAAGACACCUGACCCCAAGGAUUCAAAGAAUCAGAUUGUUUCAGGUACCCAAGCAUCUUCGACGUCAAGACUCAAGACCUCGACGAAAGCCAAACCGGAGCCAGAGGAGAAAAUGUGUCGCUCCACACUUCGGGCGCUCUCGCAGGCUCGCGGAGGUAGCGUCAGUGCUCCCGCUACUCCUUUACACAAAGCCUCCACCCCGUCAUCAUCUGUACUUCCAGGGUUUGCGCGAAGCACUGCCUCCUCCUCUUUCAGACAGACUCGCAACUCCCUUCCACUUUCUCCGUCCUCUCAAACACCAGGUUCCUCUUCCAAGACAGCUGCCUCUCCACCCCCACUUGACGCCUCCUCCGUUUUUACUCGAACUGGAUCACUCAGAGUCGCUGCCUCUUCCAGGUCAUCGGAUCUCAAUGAUUCCCCUUCCUUGUCCUCUCAGUUGAGGAGGUCCCAGAGCAACAGGUCGUCUCUGCGCUCAUUACCCAAAGACUCCCUCGCACCUCCUAAAGGACACCGGAGGAAUGACAGCGGCAGCUUCUCAGACAAAUCUGCUCCUUCGAGGGAUUCGGAGAAAGUCGCCCGGCCAAGCUGGAGAUAACAGGAGACAUUUGAUUUUGGUUUGAACAGUCUGGGCAUGUUGAUUAGAAAUCCUGCUGGAGAGUAAGAAGCUCAAGUCACUUUUGUUUGAGAGAGAAGGAAAUUAUUUCUCAUGGAGGCUUCUUUCCAACAUGUGGAUUUAUGAGCUGUGAUUGAAAAGUUCUGUGAGUGUGCACGUAGUCGACAGACACCCUGAUAUGAGCGGGUCAGUGGCAGAUUGCCACAAAACGUUUGUGAAGUGCUUUUACAGAAGCCAAAUGAAGGUCUUUGGCGUGGAAAACAGUCCACUCUCCAGGACCAAAGACAACAAGAAGCUUCAGCUACCACAAAGCUUUGAUUGCUAUUUAUAGGGUUGUCCACCAGGGGUCACCAAAGCACUGCUCCAGUGCCUCUGAAGGUCAACACCUGGUGCUAAAGAGAUUUAGAGAGUGGAGAUUUUCUGACCACACUAAAGUAAUUGUCUCAGCUGUGUCUGCACACUGGACUUCUAGGUGAAGUUUUGCAGUUUUCUUCGGACGUAGAUGCUUGUGGACCAGGUUGCUCGAGAAAUUCAUCACCAAUCCAUGAGAGACAGAGAAAGAGAAAUGGCUUUGACUGUGGGAGAUACUCAAAGUCCACACAAAAAGACCUUCCUGCUAUAAAUCAAGAGUGCUCACCACUGCUUCACCCAUUGACCCAUUGACAGCACCAUCUUCAUCAUUACUGAAAGCCUUUAAUUGCUUUAAGAUCCUGUGACUUCACUAUCUCUCCAUGUUUUUCUCUACGUGCCAUUUUAUUGGAAAUGUCUUUAAUGAUCAUUUAUAAUUAGAGAUGCACCAAUACCACUUUUUUAAAAGAUGGAAGACUGAAAUUUAGCAGCUUGCCCAUUCCAAGUACUGAUACAAGUACUUACUAAAUGCCAGUAAGAUUUAUGCUCCAUGCGCUGCUAUGUGAAGGCUCUGCGUUGCCAUGAACCUUCUCAGACUCUGUGCUGACGCUACGUCAAGUUUCUCAUUUUGCACAUACUUUCUCCUCCUGUUGUUUUAUCAGAACAUAAUUUACAGUCCAUCUUACUUUUGUCAUUCUCAUUAAUAUUAAAGAAUCUCCUGACUGUGGACAUCGCUCGUCCUCUCUCAUAUAUCUGCAGGCAGACUUGCUGAUGCAGGAUGUCAUGUAAUGCUCGCCUUGUUGUAUUGGGGUGCUUUUUCUGAGGACGAGUAUUUUGUGCACUGUUGGACUCAAUACUGGUAUCAAAAGCGGUCCAUCCCUAUUUAAAACUUCUUAAAGUCUAAAUUUUAUGUGUCUCUCUGUGUCGAUUGAAGGUGCAAUUCAAAUGAAUUUUAGUAACUUUCUUGGUGCCGUUUGAGAUUAACUUCAUUCCUGAAAAUGACGGGUACAUGUCGCUGUUCUCUCAAGAAUACAGUAUAAGGCCAACAAUGCUGAUACUGGUAAAAUUUCAAAAUAGAGAAACAGACAAAUACCUGAAAGGACCCACAAAUAGAUACUUGACUGUUGUUGGAGUUGCUGGUGUAUCGAAAUUAAACCUGGGCGCAAACUCAAGACGCCUUUUGGACUUUUGUGUUUAACUCGACUAACCAAGCUGAGGAACCUCUGUCCUCCUGAGGCCGAAUUGAAGGAGAAAGCAUGACGUGAUUAUGUUGUGCUUAUGGUUGCUGAAGGCUUCACCUGGGCUUGUUCCAUGACAUGUUGAAAGUGUCUGAUUCAAACUAAGGCCCUGCUCAUAUGACAAUGUUUCAAAUGAAAACGCAUUGUUUUUGAAUUUCAGAAAAGUUUUGCGUUUGCACUAACGUUUUGAAAACGAUGUUCGUUUACAUGGAAACGGCUGAAAUGAUGAACACGGCUUUGCUAGCAUGUUGGGCCAUUAGUGGGUGCUGUUGGCUGUUUUGGAAAUGAAAUCACAUGGUGGCUGUCAGCUAUAAAACUACAAGGACCAGGAGAAUCUGGACUGGGACCGGGAUGAGGAAAGUCAUGACACUCUGGCAGAAAACAUUGUUCUUAUUGUCCAUCUACUGAGCAUGUGCACCACAACUAAUUACUAUAACCAUUUCCCGCCAUUUCUAUGGCAAAGAAGUUGCAAUGUUUCGGAAAAGCUGUUUUUUUCCCUCUUUCCAUGGAUUCUGGGCACUUUCAAAAACUUCCACCUUUGAGAUCUGUCUCCGAGCACUGUUCUCAUGUAAAUGGAUACUCAAGACACAGCAAAAGUUUUGCGUUUUCACUUGAUAUUGUUGUCGGGUCAACGGGCUCUAAGUGUCUGAAAACAUCUGAUGUGCCAACUUUGCUCAUAUCAGGACAUUUGAGUACUUGUGUAUCUCCUAUUUAUGGAUGUAUGUGUAUAGAUGAUAUUUAAUAUGUGGAUAAAAUCUGUCUGCUAAUUAAAGUCUUAUUUUCCUCAGU